Molecule: messenger RNA, 1522 nt
Organism: Chironomus riparius
Lineage: Eukaryota; Metazoa; Arthropoda; Insecta; Diptera; Chironomidae
Source: the annotation of a GenBank genome assembly
AUUUCCAAAAAAAAGUGACUGAAAAUUUUUGAAUAAAAUUUUAAAAGAGGAAUUUCCUUAAAAAGAUAAUUUUUUGUAUUCGCAAGUGAAAAAAACAAGUUAAAAGAAAUGGCAACAGAAGUUGAAAACACACCAUCAGUUCCAGCAGCAGAAGAGAAGAAAGAAGAAGUUGCUGAAGUUGAGGCAACACCAGUUGUUGAGGAAUCAGCUGAAAAGGCAGUCGAAGAGGUUAAGGAGGCACCAAAAGAAGCUGCUCCAGCCAAAGAGCCAGCACCAAAAAAGCCUAACGUCUUUAAACAAAAUUUCGAGAAGGAUGUGGUAUAUUUGUAUCAAUUUGCACGUACAACAUCGCUUCCAUCUCUCUCACCAUAUGUGCUCAAAGUUGAAACAUGGUUGCGCUUGAGUGGAUUGAAAUAUGAGAACGUCGACCAUAAAUUCAAGUUGUACUCGAAGAAGGGACAAUUGCCAUUUGUUGAAGUCAAUGGUCAACAAAUUUGCGAUUCAAGUAACAUCAUUAAGGAAUUGUCACAGAAAUUCGAAAAGGACAUUGAUGUUGGCUUGAACAAUGAACAAAAGACCAUUUCUCAUGCAAUGAUCUCAAUGGUUGAGAAUCAUUUGACAUUUGUCAUUAUGGCAUGGCGUGCAAAGAAUCCUGGUGAAAUGGUUAAUGGAUAUAAGAUCAACUUCCAACAGUCUUUGGGAAGCAAAAUUCCAAAUGCCAUCUUGAAUUUCUUGUUCAAGGUCAACUAUGGACAUCGAGCAUCCAAAAAAGUCAAGGCACAAGGUAUUGGCGUACAUAAGCCAGAAGAAAUCGUCGAAAUGGGCAAGGAAGAUUUGAAGGCACUCUCAGAGCUCCUCGCCGACAAACCAUUCUUCUUUGGAGAUGAACCAACACUUUUGGACGUAGUUGUUUUCUCAUCAACCGCUCAAAUCUACUUCAUCUCCGACGAUGCAAAAUACGCAUUGAAAGAAUUCAUAGUAGAGCAAUGCGCCAAUUUGGUUGGACAUGUGUCACGCAUCAAGGAACGCUGCUACCCCGAUUGGGAUGAAAUUUGCAACAAUCUCGAGCUCAAUCCACAUUUACCAAAACCAGAACCAGAAGUCAAGGAGAACAAAGAAGGCGCUGACACAGAAAAAGCCGCUGAGGAGGAAAAGGAAUCCGAUAAGGAAUUAGUUAAAGAAAAGGUCGAUGAGAAGAUCGAUGAGAACAAGGAGAAAGAAGUAGCAGCAGAGUAAGCGCCGCCAUCAUUUUAAAAAGUUUUCAGCAUCCCAAAAGAAAGUAAAAAAGUUUUCACAAUUUAAGAAAGUAAAAAUGAAAGAAGAAAUGUUUUCACACACACACACACACAUACAUAAGAAAGAAUAAAAAAAAAUAUAAAAUAUAAAUGAAGUAUAAAAUGUCUGUAAUUUGUAAAAUUUUUCCUUUUUUCUUAUAAUAUAAAAAAGAACAAAAAAAUAAUGCAUCUGUAAUCUAUCUGUAAUGCCCCCCUUGUCCCCGAUUUAUAUCCCCCCAAUAUACACA